AUGGAUCAUCCUCUCGACAAGACGAGCCCCCAUACCCCCAUCACAAUGAAGUUUUCUAUCCUCGCCAUCGCCGCCUCGUCACUGGCCGUGGGCUCCAGCUCGCCUGUCCAGAAGCGCGAAAUGGGCGGUAUCCUCAUCUGUACCGGUGCCAAUGCCACGGGCGACUGCGUCUACAAAAAGUACGAGCUCGUCAAGUGCCAUCAACUCGAGCCGCCGUUCCUUGGCAACUCGAGCACUUUUGCACCCGACGGCGAAGACUUUGGCUGCUACCCGCGCGUCGUCGACUGCAACGGCAUGUGCACGUCACACACGGGCUGCACCUUUGGCUGGGUCGACUUCGAUUACGAGCACAAGUUCAACUUGUCGGCGAUUGAGUGGAACACGCUGAUCCGCUCCUUUGCUUGCAUUCCGAAGCACAAGCCGAAUUAG
Molecule: messenger RNA, 429 nt
Organism: Cordyceps militaris CM01
Lineage: Eukaryota; Fungi; Ascomycota; Sordariomycetes; Hypocreales; Cordycipitaceae
Exons: 4
Coding region: 1-429 (142 amino acids)
Source: RefSeq, a predicted model, not a curated record